Molecule: messenger RNA, 2143 nt
Organism: Bolinopsis microptera
Lineage: Eukaryota; Metazoa; Ctenophora; Tentaculata; Lobata; Bolinopsidae
Exons: 7
Coding region: 589-1707 (372 amino acids)
Source: RefSeq, a predicted model, not a curated record
UUUCAGAACCCAGCUUUGCAAAUAACUAGUACCCCGAGUAAUAUGGUAAUGGUGUGAUGAUGGUGUGGUUUUGUAGUGGAUGAUGAGUGUGUGAGCUCACAAUACGUCAGAAGAAACGUCACAGAACCCCGGUCUAGUGAAACAGACGUACUGUGUCACUAAUUAUCUGAUCUAAUAGAAUAUCUCCUGAUCUCGUAUCUCGUAUCUUGAGAACUAAUAUUCACAUGAGACAUGUGGUAUUAAAGAUCCGCUAAUCUAUCUGUAUUACUACUAGGGGGGUUUCUUCAGUGUCUCAAUAUAAACCAUGUGUGCUAUCUGCAGCAGUUAUCAGCGUAUAAACCUUGAGAAGGAUCUGUCACGUGACCUGGUGAAAUAUGAAGCUAUGCGUCACGUGACCAGUGACGACCCAAAUACCAGCUAUUGGAGUGAUUCUCUUAUCUCUGAGCUGGAUGCCAGGGUACUAUACGGGCUGGACCCUAAUUAACUGCUCAUUUGCUUCUCUCUUGUUACUGAUUUGCUGCUCGCUUGACCCGAUAUAUUGACUAUUAGUGACCACUAGUGACCACUAGUGACUAUUAGUGACUCAUCAUGAACCACAAGCCCUCUGUUCGGAGUCUGUUCAGUGCACACCGAGCUGCUUCAGUCAGCACCGCCGCUAAACGUACCUCCUCCAUCAGUAACGCCAUCCGCACUGCUUCUGUGGGCGGUGCAUUUGUGGGUAAUAGCACGUUCCAUGUAGCUCUGACUAACAGUAACGAUACUCCCACUGAAACAGCCAACCAGAACAUUCGACCCUCUGACAACAGUAAUGAGAAUGCUAAUGCUGUGAAGAAAACACCGCUUUUCAGUAGAAGGAGCCCAUUCUUGAGCAGGAAGAGCAAGGAUCACAAUGCUAACAUGGAUACAGCUCCUGCAAGGUCUCCUCUAGCUAAGGAGACGUCUAGUGAUGUUGAGGAGAUGGGUUUUGCAAGCGAGUGUGAGAGUGACGUCACGGAGAGCCCUAGUCCUAAGGAUGAGGCUAAGUCGGAGGAUCGGCUCACUAUGUCUGAACUUUUCACUGUUUACUCCCGGAUUACUCGUCGCAGGUUGUCUAAGCAAGACGGCACAAGAGCGGGACUUGGCACUUGGGGCUACAGAGGAGCCACCACUAAACCCCGACCCUCUCUUAUAGAAUCUGAUUCUCCCUUCAGAACUCUACCUAGAAACUGUGCUAAUCCUACUCUCCUUGAAGCCAUGUCAGAUUCUCCUACUGAUGAUGUCGCUUUGAUGUCGCUUGCUUAUGCUAAACUUCUAAAACUAAGAAAACAAAAAGAAGAGCUGAAGAGAAUACAUCACAUGUUGGACGAUCUGGAGAACGACUUCAUGGGGAGUAAAGAAAACAGCACCUACAUAGAGAGAUACAUGGAGGUGAAGGUAAAGAAGGAUUACAUGCUGAGUCCUGGAAACCCGGAGUCCACGGUGGAGAAGGAGGACACUAUCAAAGUGUUUGGGUACAUGGGCCACAACACGUGGCGGAUAAUGGGGCCGCAUUGUAAGGGCUACUGCAAGAAGAACACAGUCCUGAACCCCAGGGUCAGAUCUCAGAACCUGGUUCAAGAUGUUGAUAUUGUGUGUAAUGCGUGCAAUAAGAUAACAGUGCCUCUGAUAGGUUCCGUGCCUACUUCUAUACUGCACAUGCGUAACGCGAAUCACCACAGUCCAGGAUGAGUGCUACUAGGAACAUUGCACAAGCUGCAGUAUUAUCAGAGUUAUGAUUAAAAAUAGGCACAUUCAAAUAGGCACAUACAAAGACUGUGAAUCUAUUUGAGCGCUUUAUUUUAUGCCAUCAGUUAAUGAACGGCUUGAUUUCAUUUUUGUUAACUGUUCAACUCACAGCUGAAACCAGAAAUUACUGGACUCUAAAUUUUACUUUGUUGUUAAUUAAAUUUUUAUUUGAUUUUGUAAUUCUUGAUUUGACUAUUUACUAAUUAUUUACAUGACCAAAUCCUAAUUCUAACUUGUUAAUGGUAGUAAAAAAUGUAGGCAAGUUUUUAAUGAGUUGUUAAGCUGAAGAAGCUUGAGAAGCAUAAAUUUCAAUUUUCGUAUGAAAUUCUUGACUGUGCCUGUUUUCUAAACAAAAUACAAAAGCUUCACAAUGAAUGAU